ACAGCGCAUCACACCAUGUGAGUCGGGAAGCUCAGCAAGUCUGGCUGCAGGCGGCUCCAGGCCUCCACGAGGCGAGCAUGCUCGUCCGGGUGCGAUCGCUGCAAUGCCGCGGGGUCCUGUACAAGAACAACAUGCACUGGUUAGUCGCGACGAAGAGGAAAAUCGGAUGGCAGGAAACGUGAGAAAAUGGUGGUGCAUGGCAGGAAUGCCCCGUUUCCGACCAGGUGUAUCCUCGUCGGAUUCAACGUCUGGCUGACUGGCGAGAGCCACUGUGCACCACCAUCAAGUUGAUACUGUGAGAGACAGCUCUGCAUGCAAACGUACCUCGGCGAAGCACACGAAGAUGGUCGCAACGAUCGAGUCUAGGAUUGACGACAUGAUCGUGCACAUGGCGUACCCGAUUGAUGCGCAUGCCACGAAAGUCAGCAGCACAACAUUGAAAGUCUCUGCAGCAGCACACAAUACACACACAUGAGCACGGAACCUUGCCCAAGGAGAUUACAUAGACCAAAAUAGUCACGUACGGCACUCGCCCGGAUGCUCGGCCAGUUCGUCUGGCGUGCACCGCAGCGUUAGGUACAGCCACGCCGAUCCAAUGACUCCGGACACGGUGCCUGCCAGCGGGAAUUGUCACGCAUUGUCACAUCUGGGUUAGCUGAAGAUUUCAUCCACAUUUGCAAAACAAGCAUAUCGUACCAACAACCAAACACCCAACCGACAGGACGCUCGAAAUAAGCGAAUCGUUUAGAAGCGCCGUCCAGCCACGGUCUCGGAAGAGAUGCAUUGUAUCCGUCCCAGCUAGCCGAAAAUCUUUCCCGUACAACGCCACCUGACAGAACGCAUACUUGUUGAAAUACUGCAUGUUGCGCAUGACCAGCUUGACGAGGAACUCCAAGAAGGCGUUGGCGCUACCCUUGGCCUUUCGCCGCGGGGCAGAUAGCAAAAGCGUGUGCAGAGCGUUCAGAACAGCGACCACAAGCGAGCCAACGCAAAUCGAUCCGAGAGACGUCGUCAACGCACGGGUCUGAGCUCGUUGAAUCGUGUUGACAUCCUGCGCGCCGAACCACCAUUCACCCACCGCACCGGCGGUAAUACAGUGCACCACAUUCUUUGCCACCUGCACAAACCAGUAGAAGCUGCACAAAUGGUGAAAACAAUGCUGAAAUUUCUAUGGAGAAAACUUUAUUAGCACAACAGCAGAGUCGUACCUUAGCAGCAUGAAGAAAAAGCACGUGUUUCCAUAAGAGCUUGAAUCGUGGAGGUGAUCGACUGCUUUAGCGAGAACGCCAACGACAGCUGCACCCCAGAUCAUGACCCACACGGCCUGCGCUAACAACGCCAUGUACGCUGAUGUAAUCACGCCAGGAAACACCCGCAGGAUACGAGAAGCUGCUGUCAAAUUAGAUGCCGCGAAGGCUAUCGAUCGACGAACGGAAGCGUAGUACGUGAUGAUCGUGAGGGCGAAGAACAGGUUGAUGAAGCCAAUGGCCUUGCCAGCCAUGCCAGAGUCGUAGAAGGCAGCAAGUGAUGCCGCGAUAAAAGCCACUAUGCUGGCCUUCAGCGUCCAGGAAAUGACACGCUCCGCGUGAUUCUGCAAUACUUGUAGCCACAGCGCAGACACACACCCGCCGAUACACGACGUUACCAGGAAGAUGAGGAAGAUCUUGAGCCCGUGUGACGAGUCGUCCUCGUGAUGCACGGUGAAGUAGAUACUUGACACGUUCGGAAGGCCAAAGAAUAGCUUAUAUUUUUCAUUAGUUGAGGGCAUCUGAUUAGGGAUUCUGGGGCACCAGAAUGACGUACCGCAAUAAAGAGCACAGAGGCACAAUUGGCAGCGAAGGUCACUGCGAAGAAGUAGUCCUUGCGCUCAUCGCGCUGUCCAGCUGGGAGCUGCUGUGGCACCUUCUCCAGCAGCACCUCCUCGUCCGCUCGAUCCAGCUCCAUGAUGGUGAAAAAAAAAAAUGCUGCUGGAAGAAGAACGCUUUCUCGAUUGACCAGUGGUCGAAAAUUGUAAUGAAUAUUGUCCAAUAAUAGAGCGGGAGUUUCGUUGAAGUCAGACCAUCACUCCCAGAAUUCCGCACGCACGUCGACAACAAUGGCGGAGAACGGCGAGUUCCUGACGAACUUGACGCUGGAUGGCGUGCGCGAGGGCGCCUACAUGCUAUGCAAGCACUCUGACGACCUGCUAGGCCAUCACGCGCGCCAGGUCUUCCGCGAGAAAGCAGCGUCAAUGCGCGCCGAGAACAGCAUAUAUUACUACCUCAAAGACCUCAUGAAGAAGUUCGGGUCACAGCAGCAUGCCUCUAAAAUCAAGAAGACAGCUCACGGUGAACCGCAGCAGUUGGUCCUGGAGGCGCACGAGUUUCGCAAGCUCGUGGCGAGUGACCCGGCCUUCGAGAGCGCCAUUCCGAGCGACCAGGUAGACGCGCUCUUCCACCGCCUCGAGUGCGACUACCAGAAACUGCUGCUGCACCGGGAUUUUGUGGAAUUUUGUCUUCUAGAUCAGGACCAGUUGUGCGUUUGCUCUUACUACUGCAGAUUCCCUGAAAUUUAGUCAGGCACUGGUUGAUCUCCCUUGCUCCUUUGUUUGUACAGGCGAUUGCUAUUGUUCAAGUACCGGAAACAUCUUAAGAGCCUUGAUUUAACAGAUAAUGAGAUCGCAGAUACGUUUAAGCGACUGGCACCCCCUGAUGGUACGGCGAUGGUGCCAGACCUGUUUCACGCUGCCAUCAUGCGCGACUUGGAUGUCGUGCUAACGACAGGAGUACGUUGCAGUUUCUGCAUUUCCCCGUGAUUGCUAAUUUGAAACCUCACACCGCCGGAAAACUAUCCUACAGGAACUCGCUUUUGUCAUGAGCCUCAUGGACUCCGAUAAGGAUGGAUUGGUGAAACUCCAUGACUUGGAACUUCUUCUCAAGGACGAAAGAGGGGCCGAGGAGCUUGUUCACCCUCCUCGAGAGAAUGGUGUCGUCGACGUCAGAAUUUCAACAAAUAGCGUGGAAGAGGUAACGUUACGCAGAGAUAACUACGUUCAACUGUUUCCAAAACUACAGAACGAGAACAAUUCCAGUCCGAUGCAUCUCUGGUUCCGAACAGCGGCUAAAGAGGAUGGAAAGGCUGCUAUUUCCAAUAUCAAGUACGCUGUGAGUUCGCGAGACACUGAGCUGGUGUCGAAAGGAUAUACGUGUCUACAGCAGGAUAUCAACAGAAAUGGGACCUUUGGGAAGCACAAGUACAUUUGGAUGAGCGUUGUACCUCCGAGCACUCAAAUGACCAACGAGGUGAUCGAUCUCUCACUCACGAGUGGAGAUCUAAGUGACAAAAAUGCCGCACGCUUAUGGAUACCCCGCCAUCGCGGCUUCAAGCUUGUACCAGGGAAUUUGAACGAGAAGAAUACUAAGCAAGGUGUGCUUCUGUGGCUACGGCGACGCCGCGCAUUAUCUACUCAGGACCUAGUUGAACCUCCGCACAUCGACCUUACGAUUACUUCUCCGAGAACACGAACAAAUCUGCACAGUCACAUCGAUGACUUGGAAGCCCAAGUUCGAAAAACACUUCGACGGAACUGUCCGAUUGACCAAGAUUGUUCCUUGAACUUCAAUCGUUUAUAUGACGAGUUUGACCCCAAGAAGGUGCGGGCCAUUACCAAGCAAGCAGUACUUGCUGGUAUCGAGACGUUUGGCAUUAAAAUGGACAAGAAGGACUUUCGACUUGUCUGGGAGCGAAUCAAUCCUUUCGGCACCAAGGUUAUUCACGUCGGUACGUUUGCUCAAUUCUUAGAGCUCACGGAUUUUGACAUUGAUGAUGUAGUAAAUUCGCUGCAACGUACGAUGACGACGCGCUUUGGACACAACGUCCCGAACUACCGGUUAAUUUUUCAGUCAUACAAUACGCUUGGGGACGGAAAGCUGAGUCGCUCCGAUUUUCAGCGAAUUUUUGCAACCAACCAGCUGAGUUUCACAAACAGUGAGCUUAGUAAAGUGAUCCAACGGUUUGAUGUCAACAAAGACGGCGUUGUCGACUACUCCGACUUCCUGAGCUACAUCACUGGGAUCUGUGAUGCGUCAGCCAGGUCUGCGAGACGAAUUGCAGAGGCAGCUGAUGAACUCAGAGUUUGGGCGCUUGAAAAGCAGAAUAAGAAACUGGCUAAAGACGGCAAUAUUGACUCAGCAUCUGCUUGGCGCUUGCUGAAACCUAGGCAUGGUCGCCUUGAUUCCGAAACAAUCAACCGCAUUCUCCGGCAGCGAAGGAAGCGCUUGAACGCAGAGCAAAUUUAUCUGCUGCAAGUAUUGAUGGCCCCAGCAAGUAACGGCGAGGUAAAUCAGGCAGCAUUCCAUGCAUUUGUCAAUCACGUGCCCAAAAAAAUUUCAACCAUGGUUUAUGAAUUGAGGAAGUUGGUUGGAUCAGGACCUGUGAAGUCUGACAUCGACGAGAUUUACAAUCGUCUCAAUAUUGAGGCCAACGGGAAAUUGUCUCUAGUCAAUUUCUCGCAGCAGUUGAACGCAUUAGCAGUGGAAAAGUCGACGCGGCAGAUUGAUCUGAAAGACUUGGUUUACGUGGUACAGUAUACUGGAGCAAAUUGUGGGGGAGACGGUGCCGUGCUGAUUGACCGGUUUUUGGCAGUAAUUCGAGAAAAUCAAGACCGUAGAAACAUGAAGAGUGAGUUUGUCACUCAUUAUGACAGUCCUCAGUUCCUUGAAGGUGUAAAGCUGCUUCGUGACGAACUAAAACGGUGUGCCAAAACCCCUGAUGGUAAGUUUGACUACAUGGUUCCUUUCCGGCUUUUUGACAAGGACAACACUGGGCAAAUCGUUUUGUCCGAGUUUGAAGUAGCCAUUCGUGAGCUUGGUGUGGAUAAGUACCUGACCGAUCAAGAAAUUAAGGGACUUAUGCGGCGAUUUGACCCCAAUUCGUCUGGUGCCAUUGACUUCAACGAGUUUCUCCGUUUUAACCUUGCAGAGUCGUCGUCGUCUUCCAGCAGACGACUUAACAUUUCCAUGCUUCCAGAUCCUGUUCUGCAACGUAUUAUCGAAGACAUCACUAUGCAUGAACAACUCACAAGUGAAAAUGUUGGAGCAUACUGUGGCUCAAUCAAGAGAAUGUUUGGCAUUAUCGAUAAAGAAACUACUGGUCUGGUUCCCGCAAAUCGCUUUGUCGAGACGCUCAAAGAAAUGAGUGUUGCUGUGCCAAAGGAGGAUAUGGACGUCUUAGUGAAAGAGUUUGCGAGUGACGACGAUGUUGGUGGAGAUGUCCAUUACUUACGUUUUUGUGAAGCACUAGCACAAAAAUGCCAGCAAAAUGGAGAGACGCAGCCACUCUUGGAGUCGCCACCAUCGGAGAUCCUCAGUUUGCUAAAGACAUUGCAUCAGCAAUAUUAUGAGGCGAAGAAAAGGCUGGAAGCAAGUGGUCACGCUUUUGAUAUUGAUCGAGCUUUUGGAGUGGAGAAAGACUCAACUAAGUGCAUUUUCAUGUCGACUGACGACUUUAAAGACGUGUUGUGGGCUGCGGGUGUCCACCAUCCGUACUUGCGCGAAGAGCUAGAAGCCAUAAUGAACUGUUUUCAGCUACACCAGAAUUCGGGAUUCAAUGUCGCGCUGUUCCGCAAGUUUUUAUCAAAUGGUCCCAGUGCCUUCUUUACAGGCAAUUCGGGUAUCCUUGAUAAUCACGUUGAACGACUUCUAGGGGAACUACAGGCGUUUUUGUCUACCGGAAAAGAUGCUGGUGCACGAUUGUUUGGUCUAUUUUCCGAGCUGGAUGCAGAUUCAAGUGGGUUUAUUUCGCAUGAUGAAUUUCUGCAGCUUCUUCAAAAAGCUGGUCUUCGGCACUUCCUCAGUCCAGAAGACGAAAAACUUCUGCUCCAAUUUCUAGAUACUAAUGGCGACGGCGCAAUAUCGUACACAGAAUUUGUUUCCUUCGCUAAACACGCCGAUGAGAAGUCUAAAAUUCUUAUCGAAAAGCAACCUAGUAUAUCACCAUUUCCAUCUCCAACAAAAUCGGUAAAAGGCGAAGAAGCUUCUGGCUCUCAAACACUGGCUCCCGCUUCCCCAACUGCAGGGUCCACCACAAAAAACUCAUCAGCUAGUUUACCACUAGGCAGUCCACCAAAGCCUGAUGAGCAACCUCAUGCUCCAGUAUUGAACGAAAUCGGUAAGCUGAACAAGCUCUUACGUCCACCCUUUCCGUUUGCUAAAUACUUUAGCAAGUAUCGAGCGAGUCAAAAUGAAGCGCGUGUGACAGUUCGAGUCUUUGAAAAGGUUAUCGAUAAAUUCUUGGAUCGAUUGGUAAUCCAGCGUGUGGUGUACAACAUGAAAGACAUGGACAUCGAGUUAUUACUACAGGCAUAUGCUGUGGCAAGUGGCGAUGGCACGAAGAUCGACUACGAAGUCUUUUUGGGAGAUCUAUCAAAAGCACAAGAAAAGGUAGCGGCAACUUGUGUUGAUAGUGACUCCAGUAGCAGUGACAGUGACGACGAGUUGUCUUGCAGCAGUGAUGAAGAAUAUCGAAUCACAACAAAGCUCUCGAAGGCUGUCGGGGCAGCAUUACUCCAAGCAAUUAAACAUGCUCACAAAACUCCGGCAGAUCUUGACGCUCUGAAAUCUUUGUUGGGCACACUGACUAAGGAAUCUAUUGCGAAGAAACAAGAGGCUGUCAGUGAAAAAAAGAUCUACAAGCUCCUGAUGACCCUCUCUUUGCGCCUGAGCAAUAAAGAUGUAACCAAGCUACUCACAUGCUUUAAGACAGAGUAUUAUGGUAGGACUUUGUACGAAGUCAAACCACUAAUUGCAGCCAUCGAAGAGCAGGUUAACACCGCUAUUGGUCCGCUAAAGGAGAAACCUACACCUGCCGAACCUGAGGCUUCUCCACCUGUAGAAGUCAAACCAGUCGCUCCAGCAAUUCCACCAACUCUCGAACCUACCCUGGCGAAAAAGAUCUAUCGAUGUUUUCUCGCCGCAGCUCAACACAACAUCAGCGGUCGGAAGUUACUUGAAAAGUGUGAUGUUGCGAAAACUGGGAAGCUCACAUUGCUGGAAUUCCAGACAGUGCUACGCCUGAUGGGGUGUAAGUUGGCAGACACUGAACUUGAGGCAGUGAAAGCUGCUCUUGGAGAUCCAAAAUCGGCUCAAAUCAAUUAUAAUCUUUUGGUCCAACAAAUGGGUCCAGAUCGCCAGCAUAGGCCGCGGAAGGUGCGAGCAAGAAGUACUGAGAUACUUCACCUCGAUCGGGAGCCCCAAUACUCAGACAAGCUGCAAUCUACUCAGAUACCAAGUCCUGUAGCUCUCAGUCAGUCUUAUCGGGUAGAACCUACGUAUAUAGACCCCGAAAAGGAGUCUACCCAGACUCCUCUCUCAUUUGAGGAAGCGGAGCGUAUCGAUAAUUUCGUGAGGCAGUUCUUCUCUGAGCUUUUCAACAUGCGGCAAAUCGAUUCAGUGACUCUGCGGCAGAAGUUUGAGCCCUAUGAUAUCAGGAGCACGGGAUUCGUUUCUAUUGAUGCAUUCGGUUCAGUGCUGAGGAAGCUUGAUAUCUUCUUACCGUCCGAUGUAGCGUCGACUAUCAUUUCGCGCUUUACCGCAGUGUCUGGUGAAAAGUUCGAUUACAUUGAUUUUUGCCAGACUGUUGCUACCUCCCUUCCCCCGAAAUCACCACCAGCACAAGUACAUCCAAUAACUCGAGUUGUCAAGGAUAUGCAACCACUCUCUAGCUCCGAAGUUUUGCAUCCUGAACCACAAUUCAUCCGUACCGUCCCCACCGAUCGAGUAACAACUGAUACAACAAAUUACCGCUUAAGACCGAGUCAGUCGGAGGUUCUUAAACUGAAUCUGCCGGUGAUUGAGACCAAUUUGAGCUCAAAGGCAAGAAUUCAGCGUAUUCCAUCCAAACGUGGCGAAGGCGAGGUAAGUGGCUGGAAAUGCCCUGUUUGCUUCCACCAGCAGACGAGAGUGACGGCGACUUGCGAGAUUUGUGCUGCUCAAAAUCCGGAAUCUGUCGAAUUCCAGAGUCUAUGUCAAUGCUCUGCGUGCGGGUUCCGAAACAAAGCCGAUGCGCGGACAUGCGAGUUGUGUACGGUUGUCCUGCGGCGGUCAGGGCCUCCUCCUAACUACAGGGUGGCAUUCUCACCAACCAAGCGUUCCUCUAUGCCAUUUUCGACUGAUGGCUGGCUCGCGUAGAAAUUCAGAUGCCGAUAAAAAUUGUCAUUGGUGUUCAUUAAUCAAGUGAUUUUAUGGUAGUUCUUGUAUUUGUUUGUGGCGAAGUCGAAAUCGCAUUGCGGUGAAGUGACGCGAAACUUUUUCUUCUUCUGGACGAUGAAAUUGUACCGCGUGCGCUGGACCCACCAGAUCUCGUAGUCACCCAUGCAAAUCGUUCGCGUCCGGUCGCCUUGGAAGAAUAGCGGCAACGUCGUGGUGCGAAAUCCGUUUGGGUACUGCCUCAUCAACCGCGUCUGGCUUAAUAUCCCUUCGUUUCCUGGUUCAUGUAGCUCAAGGAACGUGCCGCAAUGGUUUGAAAGCUCAAAGGUUCCACCACACUGGACGAUAAAGCUGGUUUGCAUGAAUCCAACUGCCACGCAUGUAUCCUGCUUACGGCCGUCCACAUUGUAGCAAGAUGUAAGCGCGCUGAUCGAGUCAUUGUAGUCCCAGCAGGCUGGCCGCACUACCUCUUCCAGUGGUAUCAAAGCACGCAGACGCCCAAUGCACCCCGAGUUAGUGUAAUUUUUCGUGACCGUCAAUCCGCUUCGGGUCAGUGUCUUUUGAAGACGAUAUGGAACCAGAUUAUCAUCGAGAUAGCAAUUCUGGUCGAAGAUUGAAGGGCGGUCGCCAAUUCUACUGACAGACACAUCCAGUGUUGCUCCGGACUCGUCCACUAGAGAUAUUUUCUCAGCAAUUGUAGCUGACGAAUCCACAUACGCUGGUUCUCCAAAACGAUCGACGCAGCAGUCGACGGGGUGAUUCCGACAAGGAUCCAACAAUAACCCUAUCACAUAUUCUGAUGGUUCGACGAAGCUGGAUGGUUGUAUAACAACAAUUAAAACCUGUAAGAGAAAGAAAUAAAGGAAUUAGCUCCAAGGAAUGACAAAUCACCUGUAGAUGUCCGUGUUGAUGGUUGCGUUUGGAUCCCGGGUAUCGAUUUCCACUUCUAGCUCCUUCUUCUCCUCCAGAUAAGCACGCUCUUCAAGUUCGUCCCCCUUGUCGGGCGCU
Molecule: messenger RNA, 9191 nt
Organism: Phytophthora nicotianae INRA-310
Lineage: Eukaryota; Oomycota; Peronosporomycetes; Peronosporales; Peronosporaceae
Exons: 5
Coding region: 2853-8165 (1770 amino acids)
Cellular component (GO): nucleoplasm
Molecular function (GO): calcium ion binding
Source: RefSeq, a predicted model, not a curated record